GGCGCCGACACCAGCACCAUAGCCUCCCAAGUUUCCCCUUGUGGAUGCAGGGCGCGGGUGGCUCCGCUCCUCCCGGCGCAGAGGGCCCCGAAGAGGCCGGAGGAGCGGGCUCGGGACGGGAUUUGUGAGGAAGGGGAGAGGACGGGCGCCCCACCCGCUCGCCGGGUGGGGGGCUCGGUGAACGAUGAAGGGCCGGCGGCGGCGGCGCCGGGAGUACUGCAAGUUUGCGCUGCUGUUGGUGCUCUACACGCUGGUGCUGCUGCUCGUCCCCUCCGUACUGGACGGCGGCCGCGACGGCGACAAGGGCGCGGGGCACUGCCCGGGCCUGCAGCACAGCCUGGGAGUGUGGAGCUUGGAGGCGGCGGCGGCGGACGAGCGCGAGCAGGGCGCCGAGGGGCGGCCGGCUGCCUCGGGGGGCGCGGGCCCGUCCCCCCAGUCCCUGGGCAACCUCAGCGGCGAUGUCGCGGAGGCGGUGUCUCGCGAGAAGCAGCACAUCUACGUGCAUGCCACCUGGCGCACCGGCUCGUCGUUCUUGGGCGAGCUCUUUAACCAGCACCCGGACGUUUUCUACUUGUACGAGCCCAUGUGGCAUCUAUGGCAGGCGCUGUAUCCGGGCGACGCCGAGAGCCUGCAGGGCGCGCUGCGCGACAUGCUGCGCUCCCUCUUCCGCUGCGACUUCUCAGUGCUGCGGCUGUAUUCGCCGCCCGGGGACCCCGCCGCGCGCGCCCCGGGCGCGGCCAAUCUCACCACGGCCGCCCUCUUCCGCUGGCGGACCAACAAGGUCAUCUGCUCGCCGCCGCUUUGCCCCGGCGCGCCCCGUGCCCGCGCCGAGGUCGGCCUCGUCGAAGAUGCCGCCUGCGAGCGCAGCUGCCCGCCCGUGGCUCUACGCGCCCUGGAGGCCGAGUGCCGCAAGUAUCCGGUGGUGGUCAUCAAGGACGUGCGCCUCCUCGACCUGGGUGUGCUGGUGCCUCUGUUGCGUGACCCCGGCCUCAACCUGAAGGUGGUGCAGCUUUUCCGUGAUCCACGGGCCGUGCACAACUCGCGCCUCAAGUCCAGGCAGGGGCUGCUGCGCGAGAGCAUCCAGGUGCUGCGCACCCGCCAGCGGGGCGACCGCUUCCACCGCGUGCUGCUGGCGCACGGCGUGGGCGCUCGGCCCGGGGGCCAGUCCCGCGCCCUGCCCGCCGCACCGCGCGCCGACUUCUUCCUGACCGGCGCGCUCGAGGUCAUCUGCGAAGCCUGGCUGCGCGAUCUCUUGUUCGCGCGCGGAGCUCCCGCCUGGCUGCGGCGCCGCUACCUGAGGCUGCGCUACGAGGACCUGGUGCGGCAGCCGCGCACCCAGCUGCGCCGCCUGCUGCGCUUCUCCGGGCUGCGCGCGCUCGCCGCCCUCGAAGCCUUCGCGCUCAACAUGACGCGGGGCGCGGCCUACGGCGCAGACAGACCCUUCCACCUGUCGGCGCGCGAUGCCCGCGAGGCCGUGCACGCCUGGAGGGAGCGCCUGAGCCGAGAGCAGGUGCGCCAGGUGGAGGCGGCCUGCGCUCCAGCCAUGCGUCUGCUGGCUUAUCCUCGCAGCGGAGAGGACGACGACCUGGAGCCGCCUGUGGAUGAGAAGCCGCUGGAGACCGAGGCCGACGGCGCCACGUAGCCCCCCGUCGUGCGCCCCCGGGACGGAUCCGGAGGUCUCCUGGCUCGUCAUUCUCUUGCUUUGUAGUGGAACUGAAGGAAUUGGCUCUAUUGAGAGAAACAUUUCUGCCUAGGUGCGGUAUAGAGUAAGAACAGUAAGGACUAAGAAAUAGCCCUGGCCCAAGUUCAAGAACAUGGGGAAGUGGAGAACCCUUUGGGAGCCGAACAGGAAGCAGUUUCAAUUGGAGAAAAGUUGCAGAGCUCAGGGAUGUCUUCAUGAGAAUUGGAACACUUCAGCUUUGCUCCCUGCCUACCCACCCCCCCCGCCCCCGGCCCCGCAGGCACCACGCCAGCAUCCGGGUGUGACCGCUUCUGCAGCUGCCCUUGUUCACAUUAAAGACCGUCGUGCUGGAUGCUGAUAGUGGAUAUUUCUCAGUGAGGGGGUUAAGGGGCUGUGAAGGGCGACCACCACGUCUGACUUCAAGGAUGACCCGCGUUCAGAGUGAACAGACUGCCCUCCCCUGAAAUCAACAUGAGUAGCAAGGAGCUUUGCUGUAGGGCGACAUUCUGGAAACAGCCACUGAGGCAGAACGUGUGUUUGUGCGUGCAAUGGAAGCCCUUUCUAUUAAGCCUUUCUUUCGGACAGCAGUGCUAAAAGGAGCCCCAGAAGGCACCGGGCGAGCCGUGAGGACGCAGGGCAGUCCCUGGGCCCUGCUGGCCAGAUGCCUCAAAUCCGGCCGGAAAUGAGAUCGUCUAGAAGGCCAGCUUGGAGAGAUUCAUAUGGUGUGAUUAAUGUCAUUUGGUCGUGGCAACCAGCAGGCCAGAAGCAGAGGAACCAGCCUACCUGAAAAGUCAGAAACAGAACAUGACAGAAACGUUUAAGGUGUAGGGAGCAGGUAGGGGCUCGGGACCGUGAGUUCUUUUGUAAAGGUGGUAAACUGAGGGAAGUCGGGAGCAGGUGCCAGCGUGAACUUGGGAGGAGGCCAACCGAAGCAGUUUUUACAUACCAGACAGAUCAGGUGAGCUUCAGGGAGAAAGACCCCAGAGCUUUUGAGGUCACUCUCCCCAUGGCUGAGACCAGACUUUACGAGAAAGGACUCGUCACCGUUUCAGAGAGAUCAUGGGAACAGUAAGCCAAACUACUAAAAUCAAGAGUGUUUUAAAAAUAGGACUUCCUUUCAGACAGCCUAGAGCUGGCAUAUGUGAAAUGUACGGAUUUGAGAAGCAAUGAAAGUAGAUGGCCCUUUCUUGCUCUAAUGAAGGAUAUCACCAACAUGGAUGUAAUAAAGGAAAAUAAUACAUUUCUUCAGGUUCUGCAAACAAUAAAAAAGGUUACCCUUUGUGUCUUUCUGUGCCCUCUCCCCCCCACUCACCCACCCCACCCCCAGCUAGGGAUGGCAAAGGGGACUAUCUCGCAAAAAAGGAGGUGGUUGGCUGAAAAAAAAACCCACACAAGCACACCCUCCCAAAGAUAACAGCAUUCCCAGCACUACUGAAUUCCUUUUACAUUUCUUUUCUUUUCUUUUUAUUUCCCAACAAAGGGAAAGAGAAAUAGUUUGGAACUCAGGAAAAAUUCACAUCCUGCUCCUAAAUAUGGCAAUUUCCGGCAGUCCUAUGGGCCCAGGGGAAGAGUGGUUUCCCCACGCUGACACCCUGUGCCAACGUGAACCUGCUCUUGGCCAUGGGGCCAUUUUAUCCCCCACUGAACUCUGGACAGGGCUAGAUCCGGGUAGAGCUGACACGGUGCCUCACUCUACAGGAAGAGAUGGGCACGGACGCCGUAUACUGGCUAGACAUCCUAACCUGUGAACCUUAAAGUUGAUCGGGGGGGGGGGGCACCCCAGGGACCCCCUCCCCCACCUGCAGCCAACUCCACGGACCAGUAGCCCCUGUGGGGGCCAAAGGGCUGCCUGAAUGACAGAUCCAAGCUCCCUCACUUCCUAGCCACACUAAUCAGAGCCACCCCCCACUUGGUAGAUGACAAACGUGCAGGUGGGCAAUCAAAUCUAUGUUCUAAGAUCCUGACUCAGUUCCUUUACUUGAGUCGGGAACAACUUUACUCACAAAAGCAAUUAUGUAUGCCAAUUAAAACUAGACCUCGGAGCAGCUCAAUGAAAGGAAAAAACAAAAGCCAACUUAGGCAGACUUCGCGGUUUCCAAGUUUUAUAAAUACUGGUUUGGAGCACAUUUUAUUCAUUUUGUUCUCAAGCGAGCUCAGAAACUUGGGACAUUUUUCGCUGGGGGUGGGCAUGAUAAAACUAAAAACAUGCCAUUAUUUGAUCCCAUUCUAUUGGGGAAGUAUAAUGGCCAUUUAAUUUGGGCUCCGGCUGACUCUGGAGCUUGACCAAAUGACUCGCAUGGG
Molecule: messenger RNA, 3982 nt
Organism: Prionailurus viverrinus (fishing cat)
Lineage: Eukaryota; Metazoa; Chordata; Mammalia; Carnivora; Felidae
Gene: CHST7
Product: carbohydrate sulfotransferase 7
Exons: 2
Coding region: 185-1642 (485 amino acids)
Biological process (GO): N-acetylglucosamine metabolic process; carbohydrate metabolic process
Cellular component (GO): Golgi membrane
Molecular function (GO): N-acetylglucosamine 6-O-sulfotransferase activity; chondroitin 6-sulfotransferase activity
Source: RefSeq, a predicted model, not a curated record